AUGUCUUACUAUAUUAACUCUUUUAUUGUUCUUAUUAAAAAAAAACUUGGAUUUUCCCGUCAUGCUAUUGGGAAAAAAUGUUUUUCUAUCAAAACUUUCCCAGAAAAUGUGUUUGUAUAUCUUUUUAAAAAUGAAGAAAAGUUUAAAUAUAGUCCUGCUAAACACAAAUAUCAAUGUUUUUUUGAAGGAUUUGCAGGAGCAGCUAAACUUAAGGAAAUAUUUCACUAUGAUCAUUGGAAUUUCCGACAGAAUCCCUUUACUAAUACUAAGGGUUAUGUUUUACUUGAGAAUUAUGAAAAUACAUAUCAAGUCAAAUUUAUUAAUGAGAAACAAAUAGCAACAUUGAAUAAUCAAAAAUCACCUGAGGAAUCUAUUAAAGAAAAGUUUCAUUAUAUUUUACCACAACUACCACUUCAGAAUAUAAAUCAAUAUCACUGGUCGAAAUCAUUUCUUUAG
Rhizophagus irregularis DAOM 181602=DAOM 197198 is the source of this 456-nucleotide messenger RNA. The record is from RefSeq and is a predicted model, not a curated record. Lineage: Eukaryota; Fungi; Glomeromycota; Glomeromycetes; Glomerales; Glomeraceae.